AUGAACAUCGCAAAUCUCCUCAGUCCUCAGGACUCGCCCGCCAAAGAGGAAUCGCAGACGCCGCCGCUGCGCAGCCCCCAGCCCUCGCAGUCGCCGCUCCAACGUCCCGGCCGCCCGGCAAAGUCGCGCAAGUCGUCGGGCCUGAGCCAGGUCCAGCAGUACUCGCCGCCGCCUCAGCUUCCGCCGCAGCAGCAUCCGCACCAGCAUCAGCAGCAGCACCCGCAGCAGCACCAGCAGCUCCAACACCACCACCAACAGCUGCAGCAGCACCAGCACCACCAGCCCACGCCACCACAGCACAUCCAGCUGCCGCAGCUGCCCACCCCGGGCUCAUCCCACUCGUAUCUGCAGUACCAGAAUGUGCAGCAUGCGCCGUCGCCGGGUUCUUCCUCGGCGCACAAUGGCCGGGGCAUGCUGAGCGCGACCAGCACCCCGACGGGCGACAUCAGGAGUCCGCUCGCCCACAUACAAGAGGCCCGCACCCCGCCCGCCUCGCAGCGUCCGCAGCAGCCCCAGAUGCACCGGCACGGCUCCACCCCCGGCAUGGAUACGCUGGCAGAUCUCGCGUCCAUGCAGCAUCACCAGCAGGCCACCCGCCAGAGCAGCCAGGGCUUGCGGUCGCCACAGGUCUUCCAGCGCGCUCCUUCCGUUGGCUACAACGUCCACAACAUUACCCGCACCAUGUCGUCCACGUCCGCCAAGGACAUCACCAUGCACGAGCAGCCGCGCGUGCUGCAUGCCGCCUCGCUCGGCGCCGCGGAGAACAAGGAGAUUAACGAGCUGCUCGCGAAGCUGAAGGAGAACUCGUACGACUACACGUCGCACAUCCGCCUGGUCGAGCUCCUCACCAACGGCCUCCGCGACCAUGUCCACCCGCCGGACCAACCCGGCGUCUCCCGCGAUCCCUUCUCCUACGAGCUACUUUCCGAGCUCCGCCGCGCCCGUCACACGAUGCACGCAAAAUUUGCGAUAGGCGAGGAGAGCUGGGUCGCUUGGAUAACCGACGAGAAGACCCUGGCGCGUUCCACCGAGGACCGCCUGAGCUUGAUGGAGCUGUGCCUGAAGUCGGUGCAGGAGGAGCCUAGCAGCUCCACCCUGUGGCGCCUGUACGGCGACUACAUGUACUGGCUGUGGGCCGCUGCCUUUGACGUGGAGCCCGCUGACUGGACCGAGGAUGAUAAGAAUGUGGGACGGGAAGUCUUCUCGUGGCAGGCAAUGAAGGACGUGUGGGAACAGGCUCUGCCCGCCACUCAAUGGCACAUAAACGACAGCCACCUGGUGUGGGAUCGCUGGAUGGAGAUUAUGCUAAGAGACCAGGAAGCCCGGCCCGAAACCCAGAAGCUGCACCACCUCAGGAAUGCCUUCACUGACCGCCUCCUCAAGCCGCACGCCACGUGGGAAAACACCUUCCAGAUGUACUCGACCUUCAUUUCCCGCUAUUUCAAUGCCGAGUACGAGGACACGAUGAUGACAAUGACCAAGCGUGCGAGCCGGUGCAAGGAGCAGUUUGCCCUGCGCGAACAUCAUGAGCUGAAGGUUGAAAGGGCCGUCAAAGACGGCGACAAGAAUGCCGAGUGGGAAGCUUACUCAGCGUAUCUAGAAUGGGAGCUCCGCAACAAGGGCGUCUUCAGCUUCCACCUCAUCAAUGCCUUGUUCGAGCGUGCCACCCUCCGCUUCUCCAUUGAUGCUACCAUAUGGCUGAAUUACGUGGAGCUACUCAUGGAGCACCCUGACUCGGGCGUCGAGGUCCUCCCCGUGCUGGAGCGGGCCACCCGCCACUGCCCCUGGUCCGGAGAGCUCUGGUCCCACCGCUUACUCACCCUCGAAGCAGAAGGCAGGUCUUUCGAUGAAAUGGAGAGUGUCAAGCACAGUGCUACCGAGACCGGUCUGCUGGAUGUCGGCGGUCUUGAGGAGCUGCUCAAGGUCUACAUUGCGUGGUGCGGCUUCCUCCGCCGCAAGGCUUUUGAUGCCCGUUCGUCAGAGGACGACGUCGACAUUGCUGAGGUUGGCAUCCGGUCGGCCCUAGAACAUGUGAAAGAAAUCGGGGAGAAGAGGUACGGAAAGGAAUUCCAAGGUGAUCCAGCGUACCGUCUGGAGAGGAUCAACAUCAAGUUCAUUACCCAAAGUGGCAAUAUCCAGUCGGCUCGCGACUGCUGGAGAGCUCUCGUCCCUCGGCUGGAGAACAGCUAUGACUUCUGGUUCCGCUACUACACGUGGGAGAUGGUCGUCUGGUCGAAAUGGUGCACCCGGGACAAGGACAAUGCCGGACAACAGCUCGAGUCGCCUCGUGAAGCUACUAACCUUCUCCGCCAGGCUCUCAAGAAGGUCACGACUAUGGAUUGGCCGGAAGCGCUUAUUGACAUGUUUAUCAAUCACUGCGAGCAAAACGAGACCGUCCAUGAGUAUCGCUACGCUGUCUUUGAGGCGAAGAAGGCGAGGGCAGAGGUGGCGACCAGGCGCCAGAGGGAAGCAGUUGAGGCUGCUGCUGCUUACCAACAACAGGCGGUUGCCUCUACCGAGGCGCCUUAUGAAGAUCCUGCAGGAAAUGGCAAGCGAAAGCGUGACUAUGAGGCUGCCGGUGAAGAGAUUGCUGCCAAGAAGAGCAGACAGGCAGAGGAAGCAAGCGUAGAGCCCAUGGAGCUGGAGCCGUCGUCGUCAACAACGGCCCAGCUCAAACGUGACAGGGAGCACACCACGGUCAUCGUGAAGAACAUCCCCUCUUCGGCCAGCCAAACUAGGGUCCGCCAGUUUUUCAACGGCUGCGGUAAGAUUAACAGCAUCAUCCUUGUGCCCGACGACAACGGGUCUACGCAGUCAGCGACAGUUGAAUUUGAAACGCAAGAAGAUGCAAAGUUUGCAGUCUCGCGUGACGGAAAGGCUCUCGAAGGCGAGAGCGUUCAGAUUUCACUCGGUACUGGCAGCACGCUGUACGUCACUAACUAUCCGCCGGAGUACGACGAGGCGAAUAUCCGUAAGCUUUUCAAGGAGCAUGGUGAGGUUGUUUCGGUACGGUUCCCAUCGUUAAAGUACAACACCCACCGCCGCUUCUGUUACGUUACCUUUGCUAGCGCCCAGCAAGCUGAGGCAGCAUCGGCGGCUCUCAACAACAAGUCGCUGGGCCGGAACCUCAAACUCAAGGCAGUCAUCUCGGAUCCUGCUCACAAGCAAGUCCGGCAAGGUGCUCUCUACGACGGCCGGGAAAUCUUCAUCGGAAACAUCGAGCAUGGUGCGACGGAUCAACAGGUCCAAGAUCUCCUAUCACCAUUGGAAGGCUUCGUCAACGUCCGUGUGCCGCGAAACUUUGGCGGGAAGAUGAAGGGCGUGGCUUUCGCCGAAUUUGACACACCCGACAACGCGAAGAAGGCUGUCGAGACGCUGGACGCGAAGGAGUUUCUGCAGCGCAUCCUCCGCGCCACGAUCUCCGAGCCUAAAGGCACCAAGCGCCACGCCACUACCAUCAUCUCUCAACCUUCCGCCUCUCCCGAACCCACUGGAGAGACGACCACCGCCGCCACCGACAUGAACGGUACUACGGCCUCUUCGUCGGACGCAGCAAAGGACCGCCGCGAACGCACAAUCGCCCUCCUCAACAUUCCGGACACGGUCAACGACGCCCGCAUCCGCUCCCUCGUCGAGCCGCACGGCACGCUGAAGAAAAUCAUCCUCAUGCCCGAACACCAGGGCGCCAUUGUCGAGUUCGCCCACGUCGCCGACGUUGGUAAGGCCAGCCUCGCGCUGGAUGGCGCCGUCAUCGAUGAGUCGUCUGGAAGGAAGAUUAGCGUCGGCACAGUUGAAGAGAUGAAGAAGAUGAGGGCGGAGAAGAAGGUGGAUCGGAUCGGUGCUGGUGGUGCGAAGAAGAAGGAUGACAAGAAGAAGGAGGGAGAGUCUUCUUCGACCAAGUCUACGUCGGCCUUCAUGCAGCCUGCUCCUCGGAUUAGUCGGCCCGGCGCGCCUGGUGCUGGUGCUGGAAGGCGAGGCGGAAAGGGUGGCCUUGGCAUCAAGAGGGCUACUGGCCCGUCGGCGUCGGCGGCUGGGAAGGAUGUCGAGAUGGGUGAUGCGAGUGCCGGGGCUAGUGGGGCGGGUGGUAAGAGUAAUGCGGACUUCAAGGCCAUGUUCUUGGCGUCGAGGGAGAAGGGGAAGGGGGAGGGCGGGGAUGAGAAGAAGGAUGGUGAUGGUGGUGAUGGCGGUGGUGGUGCUGGUGCGGCGGAGGCUUAG
Messenger RNA from Lasiodiplodia theobromae, 4215 nucleotides. RefSeq names its product Pre-mRNA splicing factor protein. NCBI's taxonomy places the organism in Eukaryota, Fungi, Ascomycota, Dothideomycetes, Botryosphaeriales, Botryosphaeriaceae. The record is from RefSeq and is a predicted model, not a curated record. Bases 1 to 4215 code for a protein of 1404 amino acids. The transcript has 3 exons. Gene Ontology annotation, molecular function: protein binding; poly(A) binding; poly(U) RNA binding. Gene Ontology annotation, cellular component: ribonucleoprotein complex; nucleus; cytoplasmic stress granule. Gene Ontology annotation, biological process: RNA processing.